Molecule: messenger RNA, 673 nt
Organism: Scaptodrosophila lebanonensis
Lineage: Eukaryota; Metazoa; Arthropoda; Insecta; Diptera; Drosophilidae
Exons: 3
Coding region: 1-516 (171 amino acids)
Source: RefSeq, a predicted model, not a curated record
AUGCUACCCAAAAAGUUUAGCGGCGAAAUCGGAAAAAUAAAAAGUCAAGGUGGCGACGAUGAGAAUCACGACGAGCCAUACUGGUUCUCGAAACUGAUGUUUCUCGAGCCCCAUCUACGACUACGAAAGCCUACGAAUUCGUCUCUGGCUGUGAAAAUGGAAGAGGAUUUUCGCUUGCAGACAUCAGGGACUAAACGUUUAAAGACAGACAUAAGCAUACUUCAGUCAGAAGUAAAGCUGAAGCCGAAUAUGGCAGCGCUCUCGUGGGAUGAGCCAGAGCCGAAGAUAGAAGCCGAUGAAGUGGAAAACCAAAUGGAUAGCGAGAAUAGGAAGACGGAAAAAAUGGGAGAAAUGCCACAAACUUUUGUAAGACCCUGUCCAACAAGAAUGUUUACUGAUGUCAUUGAGGCUUUUGGAGAGUAUAUAAAAGCCGAAUUGGCCGAACUGCCAACUGAGCAACAGGCUGAGAUACGCCGUAAGAUUGUGAAGACCAUGUUCGAAACACAGUCAGAGUAGGCUUCUGAAAUUUGAUGAUCCCCAUAUGGGUAACGACAUGGCAACUAAACGAAGUACAAAUCAUAAAAAACCAUUACAAUUUUUCAUAUUAUUUUAUAUUAAUUAUGUGCUUAUAAAGGCAAUAAAAACUGACAAGAUGUGCCAUAGUUUUUGUAAA